CCGCCCCGCGGCGCAGGACACCGUGGCCACUCAGCAUGUCCCAGCGACACUCGGACAGCUCCUUGGAAGAGAAGCUACUGGAAUACCGUUUCCACUCAGAGCUACGGCUUGAUGCCAAGGGGAACCCGGCAUCCGGGGUCCCCAUGGUCCGGGACUCCCUGCAGGUCAGGGACAAUGCCACCUUCCAGCUCGAUACCUCCGUGUCCCCACCUCUGUCCCUUAAGGAUGAGGAGCCACGGGCCGUCGUCCUGAGCACACAGAGCCCUGCAGCCCUCAAGAUGGGCACUCAGCAGCUGAUCCCCAGGAGCCUGGCUGUGUCCAGCAAGGCCAAGACCCCAGCCCGCCACCAGAGCUUCGGGGCAGCUGUGCUCAGCAAGGAGGCUGCCCGGCGGGACCCCCGGUUCAUCUCCGCCCCCAGCUUCUCCCUGGACGACAUGGAUGUGGACACGGGCCCCAAGGGAGCGCUCAGACGGAACCUACGGAACCAAUCCUACCGGGCGGCCAUGAAGGGUCUAGGGGCUCCAGGCAGGGAGAGGGGCCCCAUCCAGCUCAGCCCCAAGCUCCAGGCUCUGGCCGAGGAGACCAGCCCACCUUCUGCUCUGUGUCCGGCCAAGAAUAAGAGGACGCCAGGGUGGAAACGCACACACAAGGGCUCCUUCAAGGAUGACCCCGGGUUCUACCAGGAGAUCCGGGAGCGGGGCCUGAACACCAGCCAUGAGUCCGACGAUGACUUGCUCGAUGAGCCGUCCAGCCCCGACGGAACGGGAAAGGCGGAUGCCCCCAUCGUAGUCAAGAGCUACCGGCCUGUCCAGGUCACCUGGAGCCAGCUCCCAGAGGUGGUGGAGUCCGGCCUCCUGGACAAGCUGCCUGCUGAGGAGCGCAAGAGGCAGGAGGCCAUCUUUGAGAUCCUCACGUCGGAGUUCUCAUACCAGCACAGCCUGGGCAUCCUGGUGGCCGAGUUCCUGCAGUCCAGACAGCUGCGGGCGACCAUGACACAGACCGAGCACCACCACCUCUUCUCCAACAUCCUGGACGUCCUGAGCGCCAGUCAGAGGUUCUUUGAGGCCCUGGAGCAGCGGCACAAGGCACAGGUUUGCGUGGAGGACAUCAGCGACAUCUUGGAGGAGCACGCCGAGAAGCAUUUCCACCCCUACAUCGCCUACUGCUCCAACGAGGUCUACCAGCAGCGCGCCCUGCAGAGGCUGACAAACAGCAACGCCGCCUUCCACGAGGCCCUGAAGGAGAUCGAGAAGCGUCCCGCAUGCGGGGGUCUCCCUAUGAUCUCCUUCCUGAUCCUCCCCAUGCAGAGGGUGACCCGGCUGCCCCUCCUGACGGACACUCUCUGCCUCAAGAGUCAAGGCCAUCCCGAGAGAUACAAGGCCGCCAGCCGCGCACUCAAGGCCAUCAGCAAGCUGGUGAAGCAGUGCAAUGAGGGGGCCCACAAGAUGGAGCGCACGGAGCAGAUGUACAUGCUACACACACAGCUGGACUUCGGCAAGGUCAAGUCCCUCCCGCUGAUCUCGGCCUCCCGCUGGCUGCUGAAGCGUGGGGAGCUCUUCGUGGUAGAAGAAACCGGGCUUUUCCGAAAACUGGCCAGCCGGCCCACGUGCUACCUAUUUCUGUUCAACGACGUUCUGGUGGUCACCAAGAAGAAGAGCGAGGACAGCUUCAUGGUUCAGGACUACGCCCAGGUGGACCACAUCCGGGUCCAGAAGAUGGAGCCCUCCGAUCCCUCUCUGCUGGGGGGCGGCGGCAGCCGCAGCUCCUCGGUGCCACACCCCUUCCAAGUGACCCUGCUACGCAACAGUGAGGGCCGCCAGGAGCAGAUCCUGCUGUCCUCUGACUCGGCGAGUGACCGGGCCCGGUGGAUCACCGCACUCACUCACAGGGAGAGGCAGGGGCAGGGCCCCACCAACAAAGGAGACCUGCUCCAGGUAGAGAUCACCAAGGCCUACUUGGCCAAGCAGGCGGACGAGAUCACGCUGCAGCAGGCGGACGUGGUCCUGGUCCUGGAGCAGGAGGAUGGAUGGUUCUAUGGCGAGCGGUUGAGAGAUGGGGAGAUGGGCUGGUUCCCUGAGGACUUUGCCCGGUGCAUCACCAGCCGCGUGGCCGUGGAGGGCAACGUGCGCAGGAUGGAGCGGCUGCGCGUGGAGACGGACGUGUAGCCCGCCCUGCCCAGCACCUAGGCCGAGCUCUGCUUCCAUCCAGGCUCCAGUGAGCGACCGGGCUCGUGGACAAGGUGGGCUUGUCCCAGGAGCCUGAAUGGUCCAUGGGUCCCCGCGAGGCCCUGUGGUCUGCAGUGCCGGAUCCAGACUCUUCCAGGGAGGAAGAUCACACGUGCUGCCCGCCCCCGUGGAGCAUCCUCCACACCAGCUCUCGGGGCCCCAGCUCGCCUGACCCCUGGCCAAACCCCAGGGAGGAGCCCUGCCCCUCCUCCAGCGCCCUGUGCUCCCGCAAGGCGGUUGUGCAGGAUGUGGACCCAGCUCCCUCCCUUGUCCUCAUGUGGGACAGAGGGCUUGGGCAUCCAGGGCGGCCCCACUUUUGGAGAGGAGGUCCUGCCAGAGGGAGGUGACA
Odobenus rosmarus divergens (Pacific walrus) is the source of this 2574-nucleotide messenger RNA. RefSeq names its product Rho guanine nucleotide exchange factor (GEF) 16 (gene ARHGEF16). The coding region runs from base 36 to 2165 and encodes 709 amino acids. The transcript has 15 exons. Lineage: Eukaryota; Metazoa; Chordata; Mammalia; Carnivora; Odobenidae. Gene Ontology annotation, molecular function: protein binding; guanyl-nucleotide exchange factor activity. The record is from RefSeq and is a predicted model, not a curated record. Gene Ontology annotation, biological process: activation of GTPase activity.